Messenger RNA from Perkinsus marinus ATCC 50983, 1779 nucleotides. RefSeq lists its product as hypothetical. The record is from RefSeq and is a predicted model, not a curated record. Bases 1 to 1779 code for a protein of 592 amino acids. The transcript is spliced from 6 exons. Gene Ontology annotation, molecular function: mRNA binding. Gene Ontology annotation, cellular component: cytoplasm; nucleus. NCBI's taxonomy places the organism in Eukaryota, Perkinsozoa, Perkinsida, Perkinsidae. Gene Ontology annotation, biological process: regulation of gene expression.
AUGUCCUCUUCCGGUACCGAGCCGUCGGUAUCUGAGGCUAACAAGCUAGAAGGUGACGAUGUUGUUGCUACCGAAGCUGUACCCUCAAAGAGUGAGGCGGCAGGGGUCGACGGUCGUAGUGCUGAGGAGGCUGGUGUUGCAGUUGGAGGAAAGGAGGAAGUGGAGCGGGCAGCCACUGAGAACGUUGGGGAGAAGAGGUCUCGUGUGGAGGGCGCUGUUGAAGACGAUUCUCCCAGUGAGGAACCUCCUACUAAGAAGGCCGCCGCGGGUGAUGGAGAGCAACAACCAUGCGAGACUGAAAUCAAGGCCGAUGCAUCGGGUGACGCUACUGAAGUGAAAACUAUCGCUACUCCCGAAGGUCCUACUGAAUCUGAUACUAGCUUUACGGAAGGGUCUGCCUCUGCUCCGACAACUAAUCCUGUUACCACCCACGCUGAACCCGUUGCUCGGCCGAUCGGACCAGCGCCUCCACAAGAUGGAGCCGACCUACACCACUGGGGAGCUGAUGCUGGACCGUUUCGGCACACGGUGAAUGUUCCACAGCACUGUGUGGCGCAGAUCAUCGGUAGGGGCGGGGCGAAUUUGAUGAGCACUCGCAACACGACUCGCUGUCAUAUCGAGUGUGAUCAGCAUACGAAGGACAACGGCUAUUCUCUCUUUCAUAUCGACGCCACUAGUGAGGAGGACCUUCAGCGAGGCGUACGGGCGAUCGAGCGUCAGACGAAACCCAUGCACCCACUUGAGGGGGAAGUACAGCAUGUCGUUGUUGUUCCUGACGAGCGUGUUGGCGAUAUCCUCGGGCCUCGAGGAUGCGUUGUGAAGGUGAUAUCGGAUCGCACAGGGUGCCGAAUUGACAUCCAGCAGCGUGGCCUUCAACGAGGAGAGCCCCGCGAGUGCCGUAUUGUUGGCUCACCCGAGGAGGUCCAGGCCGGAAUACAGAUGGUUGAAGGCAUUAGGGACGGCAGUGUUGAUGUCAAGGCGAUCAUCCAUGACUUUGAGCUCGCCAACCCGGCAUUUAGACGCGAGCAGGAAAUGCGUGCUGCUGCUGCUGCUGGUGGUGGAUGGAUGACUCCUGGUAAGGGCGGUGGCAACAAUAUGUGGGAGACUCCGUAUGGCAUGAGAGGUCCUAUGCCUCAGCAGGCUUCUUCUUAUGGGGUGCCUGGUAUGGUCAAUCAAUGGUCUCAUCUGUUGCCUGCGACUGGGCCGAUGGACAGGGCUGUUGUUGAUGUCCCCUCCGAUUGCGCUGGCCUUGUUAUCGGUCGUGGAGGGGAGAGCAUCAAGGCCUUGCAAGCUGACUGUAGCUUGUCGGAGUGUCAGAUUGAGAAAGGUGUGGAGCAGCGGACACCUCGGAAGAUGACUUUGCAGGGGCCGGCGACGGGAGUUCAGGCCGCGAUAAUGCAACUAUCGAUGAAAACCAAUGGGAGGAUCGUCACUAUAGUGCAACAGCAGUUCCCAAAUUACCAACCACAACAACAGCAACAAGGGCCUAUGAUGACGAUGCAACAACAACAACAACAACCGCAGCAGCAGGGUUAUACCGGAAUGCCUCCAUCACGAGAAGGCUAUGGCAUGCCAGGUGGGAUGAUGAUGAUGCAGGGUGGCGGUAGCGGGGGAAUGGACCCGAUGGCAGCUCAAUACUAUUCCCAAUGGAGCGCAUAUCAACAGCAGCAGCAACAGAUGAAUGUGAACAACCAGCAGAAUGCCGCGGCUUGGAGGAACUACUACGCUCAAAUGGGCAAUCCUCAGACACCCCCGUAUCGAGGUGGUGGCCGACAGUAA